AUUUUUUCUCCAUCAGUCCAACUCAGAAACAGCCCCUUCGCUCCUGUCUGUCUAGGGUUGGAUUUUAACAGAUGCCAAAGGCCCCAGUAAGUACAGUAGGGAAAUGAAUGAUCUAGCUCAUACCACAUUUUGGGCUAAAGAGGGAGCUGAAGCAAGUUAAAACUGAGUGACUUCCCCAGGUAACACAGCAGGUUCAUAAAGAAUAAGACAUAUGAUUAAAACUAUAUUUAUGCAUGUUCAAUUUCCACGUAAGAGAUAAAUCUUUGCUUGAUUUCAAUGCCUCAGCAAUAUUAUUGUUUCUUUCAAAGCUGUACAUGGAGGAAGAAAUAUCAUUCAAUGGCCCUGAAAAAUCAUACCAAGGUGUCUGAAUUUAUUUUUUGUGGACUUACCCAGUCUCAAGAGUUGAGCUUGCUCUUAUUUUUCUUUUUAUCUGUAGUUUAUGUAACAACUGUGUUAGCAAAUGUUGCCAUCAUGGUCACUGUGACCUAUGAGUCCCGCCUUCACACCCCCAUGUACUUCCUGCUCCGCAAUCUCUCAGUCUUGGACAUCUGCUUCUCCUCCAUCACUGCUCCCAAGGUCCUCGUGGACCUUCUGUCAAGGACAAAGACCAUCUCCUUCAAUGGUUGCAUCAUUCAGAUGUUCUUCUUCCACCUUCUCGGUGGGGCAGACGUUUUUUCUCUCUCUGUCAUGGCCUUUGAUCGUUACAUGGCCAUCUCCAAGCCCCUGCACUAUGUGACCAUCAUGAGUAGGGGGCGAUGCACUGCCCUCAUUGUGGCCUCCUGGGUGGGGGGCUUUGUUCACUCCAUCGUGCAGAUUUUCCUGAUGCUGCCCCUCCCCUUCUGUGGACCCAAUGUUCUUGACACUUUCUAUUGCGAUGUCCCACAGGUCCUCAAACUUGCCUGCACUGACACAUUUGCUCUUGAGAUCUUAAUGAUUUCCAACAAUGGUCUGCUCACUACCCUGUGGUUUUUCCUUCUUCUUGUGUCCUACACAGUCAUCUUGAUGAUGCUGAGGACUCACACAGGGGAGGGCGGGAGGAAAGCCAUCUCCACCUGCACAGCCCACAUCACUGUGGUGACUCUGCAUUUUGUGCCCUCCAUCUAUAUCUAUGCCCGGCCCUUCACUGCCCUCCCCAUGGACAGAGCUGUCUCCAUCACCUUAACGGUCAUCAUCCCUGUCCUGAACCCCAUGAUCUACACCCUGAGGAACCAGGAGAUGAAGUCAUCCAUGAGGAGACUGAAGAGAAGACUUAUGUUUUCUGGAAGGGGAUAACCUCAUUAUAGACUGUCGAUCAAGAUACAAACAUAAUGGAAAAAUGUUCUUAAAAAUAUUCGCUGUCACAUAUUGGGGCUCAACCAUGCAUAGACAAUUAACUAUAGCAGGAUGGCACAGACACAAAGGAUCAGUGACCUGAAACACUGGUAUUGAGAAAGAACACCGACAGGAAGUUAAACAGAAAAACACAGUACUUGCAGAGCAAUUGACAGCAAGCAGGUUAUAAAUGUGAAAUAUAAUAGGAGGUCUUGGGUGUCCCAGCAACAGGGUGAAGGAUAGCACUGCAAUGUUCACACAUGCAGUAGGCAACAGGGACAUCUAUCUCAACAUAGCAGGGCUCCAGCUGCUAGGUCCCAGUCUAGCAAUAGUUACCCUAUGACUAUUUAUUAAGCAUAUACUGUGUAUCAAAGACUGCUUGUAAACAUUCUUCUCCAUCACCUCUGCUUUGUCAGCAACUUUGGGCCUUUUUAAUCAAUUCACCUACAAAAUACACAACAACGUAAACACAACAAUGGCAAGAAUCCAGAACAGCCUGUCCUACUGUUCAUAGCACUGCCUAAGGCAUAAUAGCUGAAAAAAGAAAAGCUGUAUCCAACCCAAUAAAUACUUUUAUUUUUCCUAUGUGCACUCCUUUAUCAUUUCCCUUACAACAGUGUAUUAAAAUACCCCAUAAAACUCCAUGUCACUAGAUCUGGUUUUCCUUUAUAUUCCCAGUGUCUAGAAUAGUGCCUGACCUAUAAAAAGCUGUAAAUGUUGGUUGAAUCUGUGGGAUGGAAUGAAAUGAAUGUCAGAAGAUGCCAAAUUCUACUUAAUCUUGUCUUUUAGUAUUUAAAACUGACUUUGGUGCACCUGGUGGCUCAGUCGUUAAGCGUCUGCCUUUGGUUCAGGUCAUGAUCCCAGGGUCCUGGGAUCGUGCCCCGCAUUGGGCUCCCUGCUCCACGGGAAGCCUGCUUCUCCCUCUCCCACUCCCCCUGCUUGUGUUCCCUCUCUCGCUGUGUCUCUCUCUGUCAAAUAAAUAUUUUUUAAAAACAAAAAUAAAUAAAUAAAUAAAUAAAACUGACUUUAUUUUCUAAAUAGAUACUUCCUCGUGGAAGCCAAAGGAAAUUGAAAUGGCUAAAUUAGAGUGUACUA
Messenger RNA from Mirounga angustirostris (Northern elephant seal), 2406 nucleotides. RefSeq names its product olfactory receptor 4D9-like. Gene Ontology annotation, cellular component: plasma membrane. Gene Ontology annotation, biological process: G protein-coupled receptor signaling pathway. Bases 277 to 1272 code for a protein of 331 amino acids. Lineage: Eukaryota; Metazoa; Chordata; Mammalia; Carnivora; Phocidae. The record is from RefSeq and is a predicted model, not a curated record. Gene Ontology annotation, molecular function: olfactory receptor activity; G protein-coupled receptor activity. The transcript has a single exon.